CAGAUCUCUGCCACCGACGGCCCGAGCGCCGUCCUCCGCCACAGCUUCGCCAUGGGCGCGCGCUAGCCCCGCCCUUCUUAUCCCCGCUCCCCGACCACCUAUGGCCGCUGCUGCCGCUCUCGUCCCAUGGCACUUCUCGCGCUCCGCCUCGGCCACAGCAGCCUCCACCCCGCCCCGCCGCUCCGCCGCCAGCGCCAGCGCCUCGUCGUCUCCUGCAGCUCCGUGAGCGACGGGGGCGCGGCGGUGGUGUGGUUCAAGCAUGACCUCCGCCUCGACGACCACCCGGGCCUCGUCGCCGCCUGCGCCGAGCCCCGCCGCCCCGUCGUGCCCCUCUACGUCUUCGACAGCCGCAUCCUCGCCGGUUACUCAGACACGAGGCUGGAGCUGCUACUUUUUGCUUUGAAAGACCUUAAGUUGGCGUUGAAGUCUCAACGGUCUGAUCUGCUCAUAGGCUUGGGAAAUGCUGAAGAUGCUGUUCUGAAACUCGCAAAUGAGGUACAAGCGGGUGUCAUUUAUACAGAAGAGGAAGUUGAACAGUGUGUGUGCAGUGUUUUAGCCAAUGUUGAAUCUUCUUUGUCUAAUGGAUCGUUCACACGGGGAAACCCUCCUGAGAUCAAGUUCUGGAGUGCCCCGUUGUAUGACUAUAAGAGUUUGAGGCAACUGUCAACAUCACGCAACCAAUUUUUGAAUGAGAAAUUCUCGACAACUACAGCUCUCCCUGCCCCAACUCUUCCUACUCUAAAUGUGGAGUUAGACACAGGUUCUCUACCCACACUUGAAGAACUAAAGGUAUUCCUGAAAGAGAGUAGAAUGGCACAAGAUAAUUGGGUUCCUAUCAAGAGCACGUCAGCAAGAUCUAUUCUAAAAGCCGCCCUCAUUCAGAGGAAGAUUAAAAGUAAUGUUUCCUUAAGUGAUGGCGAUGGAGGAAACAUAGAAGAUAUCACCACAAGUGCUGGUGCAUCAGGGAGGAAAAUAGCAGGUUCAAUGUUUGCAUCGGAAAGUUCACUUGAAGUUAGAGGUGGAACAGAUAUUACUCUGGAUGCUUUAGAUGCUUACCUGAAAUACCUAGAAGGCACAGGAAAGGCUAGUUGGCAAGAGUUGCAUGAUAAGGUGCGCUUUGCUGAAACCAGGGAUGGUGCUUCGUUUCGCACGUUAUUUGGUAAUGCAAUUCAGCUUGGAGUCAUAUCUAGGAGGAGAGCUUACCAAGAAACUAUUCAAUAUGAGAGAGAUCGCAAUGCUGGCUUUCUAUCACCGUUUGGAUACUCAACCCCUACAGUGACAUCAGCAGUAGAUGCUAUCUGUUCAUUGGAGUGGUACUGGCUCUUGGCAUUGAAAUCCCAAGUAUCCAUUGAGGGAAAUUAUCCUUUAAAGUUUUGGAGAUGGAAGGGUUAUCUUAUACAGUUUUAUUGGCAGUAUACAUCUGUUGGCCAUGAAGGUCCUGCAGUUCUUCUUGUGCACGGCUUUGGAGCUUCCUUGCAGCACUUUCGUGAUAAUAUCAGCAACAUUGCUGAUGAAGGACACCGAGUUUGGGCAAUUACCCUUCUUGGCUUUGGGAAAUCAGAGAAACCAAAUGUUGACUAUUCAGAACUUCUGUGGUCAGAAUUACUGAGGGACUUCAUUGUUGAUGUUGUGAGGGAUCCUGUUCAUCUUGUAGGCAACUCUAUUGGAGGUUAUAUCUGCGCUAUUGCUGCUGGCUUAUGGCCUUCCCUUGCAAAUUCUCUUGUUCUUCUGAACUCAGCUGGUUCAGUUGUUCCAAAUUACUCCUUCAUCCCAUUGAGUAAAACGCAACGUUUGUUUCUUACUUUUGUUAUGGAAGCAUUCACAACUCUGAUGGCAAAUAUAUUUCAGGAAGGACGAACCUCAUGGCUUUCAAGGUUGCAGGCACGCCUCCUUUUGCUCUUUUUGAGGUCAAGGGCAGGAGGCAUUCUCAAGGGAUACUAUCCUACUAGAACUGAACGGGUUGACAAGCCACUCGUGGAUGAGAUUAUAAGGGCUUCAUAUGACCCUGGUGCGACAACAGUUAUUGAGAGCAUAUUCAACUUCAAUCUUUCAAUUCCUCUUAAUUUUCUAUUUGAUUCUUUUGGAGGUAACGUCUUGGUUAUUCAGGGAAUGAAAGAUCCGCUUACAAAAUCCGAGUCAUUCAUUUCCAUGCUUAGAGAUCAUUGCAGCAAGGUCCAGAUUAGAGAGUUAAAUGCAGGUCAUGCUCCGCACGAUGAAGUUCCUGAUGAAGUGAACUCCUUACUGUCUGAAUGGAUGGAAACGAACAAGACUGAACUUAAGGCAGCUUUGGAGAAGUCCAAGGCAAUUUAGAUAGGUGUCUUACUCGGCAAUGGACCUUGGUUUCAUCAUCAUGAGCAUGCAUUACAUCAUUAUUGCAUUUAUCGAGCUCCGUUCGACGGAAUAUCGACCAAUUGCUGGCGACCUGCACCCUUUGGAAGAUCAUGCGAUGCCCCUGUCAGUUUGGUCACCUUCUUUCUCCGUUGAGAAAGAACAGGGCAUUAGCACUCCAUGACAGCAACCUCUCCGCUGUUCUUAGAGUCCAGAGUGAUAUUAUGUCAGUCAUCAGUCACUCAUGAUACAUGGUGUGAUUAAUUUGUCCUCUUUUUGCGUUGAUGUGCAAUCUUCAGUGAUUUGCUUGUCCUCUUUUUUUCGAGACUGUGAUAUAUGCUUUGCUUUGCUUUGCAUUGCAAGGAAUCUUGUAUAGGUCCGGCAUCAGCAGCACUUUAUAUAUCCCUCUUAGUGCGUAC
Triticum dicoccoides is the source of this 2747-nucleotide messenger RNA. RefSeq lists its product as uncharacterized. The transcript has 16 exons. The record is from RefSeq and is a predicted model, not a curated record. The coding region runs from base 127 to 2310 and encodes 727 amino acids. NCBI's taxonomy places the organism in Eukaryota, Viridiplantae, Streptophyta, Magnoliopsida, Poales, Poaceae.